Cygnus olor (mute swan) is the source of this 3006-nucleotide messenger RNA. It is a transcript of the gene VSIR, whose product is annotated as V-set immunoregulatory receptor. The transcript is spliced from 7 exons. Lineage: Eukaryota; Metazoa; Chordata; Aves; Anseriformes; Anatidae. Gene Ontology annotation, biological process: positive regulation of regulatory T cell differentiation; negative regulation of CD4-positive, alpha-beta T cell proliferation; regulation of immune response. The coding region runs from base 191 to 1579 and encodes 462 amino acids. The record is from RefSeq and is a predicted model, not a curated record. Gene Ontology annotation, cellular component: plasma membrane.
ACAGGUUGUCAGCAAGGUUUUGGGCGGUUUGCAAACCUCCAAGUGACCCUGGGCUCCACUAUAAAGGGACCAGGAGCUUGUCUCUUUGAAACGAGGUGGCCCUGGCUGCACCCGCUGAGCUUUGAGCUUUUUGAGUGAACUGAGAGCCUGGGAGAUAAGCAGGCACUUGCAUGAAGCUGCGGGGCACCACAUGCACGGGAUGUGGCUGGAGAGGAUGCGCUCAGUAUACACCACAGGGACACGGCACGCUUUGGAUGCCACCAGGGAUGGGAUUUCUCCGGCUGCCACCGGGCUGUUUGCUACUCGAGCGCUUUCUGCACAAAGCCCUGGGGCUGGCACUGCUCUGAGUUCCCCUUUUUCACCCACCUCCCGUCCAUCCCAGGAGGCUUUCCGCAGCACUAGCCUGGCCCAGCCACUAGCGACCCGCCAAAUCCUUGCAACCACGUUGAAAAUAAUAAUAAUAAAAAAACAAAUUACAAGCAAGGUGCGCUUCCAAUUCCCACCCCGGGGGCCGCGGGAAUGGGAAGGGACAGGCGCAGCUCCUUGCCCCAGCCGGCCUCCUGGGGGUGCUCGCACUUCUCCUCUCUCCGGCGCAAUGAAAUUUCCUGCGGGCGCGACUCCGGCGGGCGCGGCGGUGCUGCGCGGUGCUGAGAUGGAGCUGGUGACACCGUCGCUGCUGCUGCUGGCCGUGCUCGCCCUGCUGGCUUCCCACGGAGGGACGCUGGCGCUGCUGGUGACGGCGCCCUACGUGCGCUGCGUCUGCCCAGAGGGGCAGAACGUCACCCUGAGCUGCCGGGUGAGCGGGCCCCUGGCCGACCGCCACGACCUGCUCUACAAAACCUGGUACUUCAGCAGCGCUGGUGACCAGAGCUGCAGCGAGAAGCAGCACAUCCGCAACCUGACCGAGAGGGAGCUGCACCACGAGCCCAGCCGGCACCACGGCACGGCGCCCAAUGGCACCGGGAGGUCCCCCCAUGGGUGGCAGGGCAGCCACCGCGGCGUGGAGUUUGUCCCCAACCACCACGGGGCUUUCCACAUCGUGGUGAUGAACCUGACGCUGCAGGACAGUGGGAAUUACUGCUGCUACGUCAUGGAGGUGCGGCGGGAGCAUGGCAAGCCCCAGACCCUGCAGGCGGCUCAUGGCUUCGUGGAGCUGCAGAUCCAGAGAGGCAGAGGAGAGCUUCAAAACUGCACAUUUUACACCGCCAACAGCAAAGAUAUCACGGCUGCUGCACUGGCGACGGGCGCCUGCAUCGUGGGCAUCCUCUGCCUGCCCCUCAUCUUGAUCCUGAUUUACAAGCAGAGGCAAGCGGUCAGCAGCAGACGUGCCCACGAGCUGGUCCGAAUGGAGAGCAGUGCCCAGGGCAUCGAGAACCCCGUCUUUGAGGCGCUCCCCGCGGGCAGCGUGGAGCCCCGGCCCCGGCCCCAGCUCUCCUACCUGGCCAGCCGGCAGCCCUCUGAAUCCGGCCGGCACCUGCUGUCUGAGCCCAACACCCCCUUGUCCCCACCGGGCCCCGGGGACUGCUUCUUCCCCACGCUGGACCCUGUUCCUGACUCGCCAAAUUCCUUGAAAGCCUAAAGAGUCUGGUGGCAAAAGCGAUGGAGGAGGCCAGCGCGCUGUGGUUGCACCAGGAGGGGCCAUGGCCAGGGCGGGCAGCAGCUCCCACCAAUCAAGGAAAAUUAAGAAAAAUAUCUAUCUAACGAACUAAAAAAGACCUCCUCACCUUCCUCUCCCUACUGCCUGGACACCAACCGCUGGUUUCCCUUCGCGCUGUGAGGAAGACCAGGUGGUGAGGACUACGAGUGAACGUUUCCCUGCCUGGCCAGCGGCAGUCCUUACGCACCGGGCAGAACUGAUGCCCACGGCAGGGGAGGGGAGGACGCCAAGAAGACUCAAACAACAGCAAAAUGCCUUAAUAAACGAAGCCAGGUGCAGGAGCCCUGCCUGUUUCUCCUGUGCUGGCUCUGCCCUGCGGAUGGAUGUGACCUCUCUUGCUUGGGUUUUGAUUUUUACUGCCUAUUUCCAUGGAGAAGAGCACGGAGAGCGCAUGGCCACACACACCCCUUUCUGCGCACGCCCUGUGCCUGGACGGACGCUAUUUACUUUUUAUUGACAAUGAGCAUUGUGGUUCUCACCUUUUGCCUAAACCCCAGAGGAUGCAUAAGAGAAAAGAUGGAAGGAAGAGCAGCUCCCGGUCCCGGUGCCCGAACAGCCGGGAGCCGCAUCCCGGCAGUGCUGGGAUGCUGGGAGGGUGCCCUCCUCCUGCAUGCCUCCCCCAGCCCUUAAUUUAUUUCCAGGGCUGCAACCUGUGCAGCACUAACCUGGCCAGCUCUCCUUGGCGACACAUCCUUUCCAGGAGCGUAUGGCAAAGUACUUUAGCCACGGCGAGACAAAACAGUGUCACCGGCCAACAUUUUGAUGGAGGGUUUCUUUGCAAAACAGGAAGGGGAACGGCUCGCUCCUGCUGGGGGAGUCCUCCUGCCCCGGCUGCCUGUGAUUCAUUACCAGUGAUGAUUAAAAAAAAAAAAAGGAUGCUUAUGUUUUUUCUUUUCUUUUUCUUUUUUAAUAUUUUUAAAUGCUGUUAAAUUGGAAAGGUCAUCUUCAUGGUGCUGGAGGUUUUUCCAGCUAUGCACGUGGCCGUGCCGGCAUUGCCCUCACUGUAGACCUGAGCAAUCCCAGGGCACCAAAACCAGCCUGCCUCAGGCAGCUCUGGCAAAUCCUGCUCCUGCCCAGCUGCACUGAUUUCAGGAGGUAUUUUUGUCCCUUGGAGCCUGUGGGCUUGCUCACCCUCACUGGGAAUGUGGCUGCUGUGGUUUAGCUCGGGCUCUCGCAGCAUCCACAGAUAAGCUGAGCGCCUCCUCUGCCCUCCUAAGGGGCGAGGAGAUAAGGCUUUGUGGUAGAAAUGGUUACUCAAAGGGUGAUGGUUUUGUUUUUUUUUUUCUUUUGCUUCUGUUUUUGUUGUAAAGAAUGGGGAAAAAAUUGCCAAUAAACACCCAUAAGCAUUA